CUACAUCUGCAUGCAAUUCUCAUGUUUUCACUUCACAUUUACUGCUCUAAUGUACAGAAACCUUAAAAAUCUGUGAUGGGUCUCCACAUUUUUGACUGAUUCACUGAUCUUUGUAGUUUCAGACAUACAAAGGUUUGCUUUCUGGACCUUUUUAUCUUCUUUCCCUCCUACCCUUUAUUUAUUCUGACAUAUUUUCUGCUGGGUAGAUGAACAAACUUAGUUAGGCGGACACUACAAUGCUGCAUAUGCAAAGUUCCCAAUUUAGUAAAAUUUUUUAGUUAUAAUCACUGUUCUUGAUUGGGAUUUUGUCUGUUAUUAGCAGGCUGUUAAGAAUAUCAGUUCUGGUCGAUUUAGGUCGGGGUUGUACUAGAAAAGAUUCUGUCUUUGUAGUUAUCAGUUUGUCAUAACUUGCAAGGAAGUUCUUUGAGGGUUCAUAGGAGAUGCAGAAAGUAAAGAUCUUUUUGUUUUCUUAGUCUAGAUAUAUUGCAUUUGAGAUUAGCCCAUCAAUUUGGGAAUUUGUGUUGAAGCCUGGUAGAUCCAUAUAAGGAUUGGGUUUCUUGAGGAAAUCUUUAUCUGUCAAGAACAUUCUUAAUAGGUUAUUUAAGGAUUUUCUAGGCUGGUUUUGGAGCUUUUGGUUGAGUUUUGGCAGAAAGAUGGUUGUGGGUGAAGGGGUUAUGAGUGGAAAAGUGUAUGUGAAUGGGGGCAUACAAAACCCUAAUGGUUUGGAGGAGAAGCUUGAUGAACUAAGGCGAAAUCUUGGCAAGGGUGAGGGGGACUUGUUGAGGAUUGUUGGGAUUGGGGCGGGGGCUUGGGGGGCGGUUUUCGUGGCUUUGCUUCAGGAUAGUUAUGGUCAAUUUAGGGACAAGGUUCAAAUCAGGAUAUGGAGAAGGGGCGGGAGAGGUGUGGAUAGAGGCACAGCGGAGUGUUUGUUCGAGGUGAUCAACUCGAGGGAGGAUGUGCUAAGGAGGUUGAUCAGGCGUUGUGCAUAUCUGAAAUACGUCGAGGCAAGGCUGGGGGACCGCACCCUCUAUGCUGACGAGAUUUUGAAAGACGGCUUCUGCUUAAACAUGAUUGACACUCCGCUUUGUCCUUUUAAGGUUGUCACUAACUUGCAGGAGGCUGUCUGGGAUGCUGACAUCGUGGUUAACGGGUUGCCUUCGACAGAAACUCACGAGGUGUUUGAAGAGAUCGGAAAGUAUUGGAAAGAGAGAUUGACACCCCCAAUCAUCAUCUCUUUGGCAAAGGGCAUUGAAGCUGAACUAGACCCGUUUCCACAUAUAAUUACACCCACACAAAUGAUUAACCGAGCAACUGGAGUACCAAUUGAGAAUAUUCUAUAUCUCGGGGGCCCAAAUAUCGCCUCCGAGAUUUACAACAAGGAAUACGCUAAUGCUCGGAUCUGUGGUUCUGAAAAAUGGAGAAAACCACUUGCAAAGUUCUUAAGGCAACCUCAUUUUAUUGUAUGGGAUAACAGCGACCUCGUUACACAUGAAGUUAUGGGAGGCCUAAAAAAUGUCUAUGCAAUUGGCGCUGGAAUGGUAGCUGCACUGACUAACGAAAGUGCUACUAGCAAAUCUGUGUAUUUUGCUCACUGCACAUCGGAGAUGAUAUUUAUCACGCAUUUGUUAACUGAAGAACCCGAGAGGCUUGCAGGGCCGCUGCUCGCUGACACUUACGUGACACUGCUGAAAGGUCGCAAUGCAUGGUAUGGCCAAAUGAUAGCGAAGGGAGAACUGAGCCUGGAUUUGGGAGACAGCAUAAGCGGCAAAGGGACAAUUCAGGGAGUUUCAGCUGUAGGAGCGUUUUAUGAACUGCUAAGUCAAUCCAUUUUAAGCGUGUUACACCCGGGAGAGAACAAGCCAGUUGCUCCAGUCGAGCUUUGCCCCAUCCUCAAGACGCUAUACAAAAUACUUAUAACGAGGCAACAAAAGGUACAAGCUAUUCUCCAAGCAUUAAGGGACGAAAACCUGAACGAUCCACGAGACAGAAUAGAGAUUGCACAAAGCCACGCGUUCUACAAGCCUUCACUUCUCGGACAGCCUUGAGGCACUUGCAUUGCCAACAAAAAUCAGUAAAACCGAAGCUCAGCUCGUAUCAUUAUAUGUACAUACAGUCCAUUGUUGUUUGCUGGCAGAGCUGAGCUGCUAAUUUCUCAUCAUUAUAUGUAACCUGGGAUGCAUUGUUCUGUUUGGUUCAAGAUGUCUGUACAACUAUUUGAGAUGUUUGUUAAACAAGAUUCUCAUGAAAGCAGAAAGCUUUUAUUAUUGAAUAUAUGAGCUUUGCCAAUUUU
Ipomoea nil (Japanese morning glory) is the source of this 2290-nucleotide messenger RNA. Its product is annotated as probable glycerol-3-phosphate dehydrogenase [NAD(+)] 1, cytosolic. Gene Ontology annotation, biological process: glycerol-3-phosphate catabolic process; carbohydrate metabolic process. The record is from RefSeq and is a predicted model, not a curated record. Gene Ontology annotation, cellular component: glycerol-3-phosphate dehydrogenase (FAD) complex; cytosol. NCBI's taxonomy places the organism in Eukaryota, Viridiplantae, Streptophyta, Magnoliopsida, Solanales, Convolvulaceae. Bases 654 to 2045 code for a protein of 463 amino acids. Gene Ontology annotation, molecular function: NAD binding; glycerol-3-phosphate dehydrogenase [NAD(P)+] activity. The transcript has 5 exons.